UUAUCCAUUCAAUACUUUUUUGUGAAAAGGCUCCCGACAGAUGACUUGCACCGUUGCGCGCACUUCACUUGACUAUCUUUUCUUUACUUUUCCUUCUUUCACAUGUACCCAGACCAAGUAUAAAUAUACAGGGAAGGUGCACACCUCUCUCUAAACUCCACCCCUUUUUGUUAAUGUUACGUGCAAAGAUGGAGUAUAAAUGUUCUGUAAUCUUGACAAAGGCAUUGAUAUUAUUUGUGCUUGUCAAUUGUGUCCACUCUGCAGCUGCAGCUGUGUCUCGACGGCCUGUUACAUAUGGAAGUAAAGAUCCAAAUAGGCCGUGUGUUGCGUGUCAUGCUACGUGCCCAGGACGGUCGAGAUAUUCUCGAAAGACCUGUACUAACUGCCACACGUACACAUCACGAUGCUGUGAUGGGGUCAUUAAUGACUAUUUCCAGAACGAGCAGUUUGAGAACUUGUUCUCAAACCGGGACUCCCUUGAGGCCCAUGCAAAGGGCUUUUGGGACUACCACUCUUUUAUCGCUGCCUCUGCUCACUACCAGCCCUACGGCUUUGGUACUACCUACAUCAACUCCACCUUCUUUGGAACCAAAGAAGUCGCAGCUUUUCUUGCCCAUGUUGGCACCAGAACCUCCUGUGGAAAUAAAGUGGCCAGUAAGGAACCAUUAGAAUGGGGUUUAUGCUACAAUAAGGAAAUAAAUUCCAACUCGAACAAUUAUUGUGAUGAGCACGUCAAAAACAUUUAUCCUUGUGCUCCUGGAGUUGCAUACUAUGGCCGGGGUGCUUUGCCUAUCUAUUGGAACUACAAUUAUGGAGAAGUUAGUAAAGAUCUGAAGGUGGAUUUGUUGAACCAUCCAGAAUACAUUGAACAAAAUGCUACACUUAGCUUCCAAGUUGCAAUUUGGAGGUGGAUGACACCAAUUAUGGAGCAUCAACCUUCAGCACAUGAUGUUUUUACUGGCUACUGGAAACCCACCAAGAAUGACUCUCUCGCCAAGCGAGUUUCUGGUUUUGGAGCUACUAUAAAUGUGCUUUAUGGAGAUCUUGUUUGCGGUCAAGGUGAUAAUGAGUUCAUGAACAACAUCAUAUCCCAUUACCUAUAUUACCUUGAUCUUAUGGGUGUUGGUCGAGAAAAAGCAGGGCCUCAUGAAGUGCUCAGCUGUGCUGAGCAAGUUGCUUUCAAUCCAACCCCUUCCUCAUCUCCUUGAUCUUUCUUUAACUAAUCCUUUUUUAUUUAAGGCAAUACAUUAAUAUGGCUCUACGAACAUAUAUAUUAAGUAACCGAAGGAAAAGUUCAAACAUGAAGAGGGAGUAAGAGCUUUUAUAAUCUGCUUGUAUGUUUUUGUGUGAAGCUAAACUUGCUUAGACAAUAAACGUUUAUAUUGAUUUGCAGCUGCCU
This is a messenger RNA of Quercus robur (English oak), 1399 nucleotides long. RefSeq names its product chitinase-like protein 2. Gene Ontology annotation, biological process: carbohydrate metabolic process; chitin catabolic process; cell wall macromolecule catabolic process. Gene Ontology annotation, molecular function: chitinase activity. Bases 174 to 1208 code for a protein of 344 amino acids. The transcript has 3 exons. Lineage: Eukaryota; Viridiplantae; Streptophyta; Magnoliopsida; Fagales; Fagaceae. The record is from RefSeq and is a predicted model, not a curated record.